Python bivittatus (Burmese python) is the source of this 1561-nucleotide messenger RNA. RefSeq names its product cytokine receptor like factor 1 (gene CRLF1). NCBI's taxonomy places the organism in Eukaryota, Metazoa, Chordata, Lepidosauria, Squamata, Pythonidae. Gene Ontology annotation, cellular component: CRLF-CLCF1 complex; external side of plasma membrane; signaling receptor complex. Gene Ontology annotation, biological process: positive regulation of tyrosine phosphorylation of STAT protein; cytokine-mediated signaling pathway. Gene Ontology annotation, molecular function: cytokine receptor activity; cytokine binding. The record is from RefSeq and is a predicted model, not a curated record.
AUGAACCUUCUGCCCCUCUGGCUGCUCGUCCUGCAAGCGGAUGCCCUGAUCUACCCAGCCAUCAUAGCUCCCCAAGACGCAACGCUCCACAUUGGCGCUUCAUUCACGGCCAACUGUUCCGUCACGGCCACUUCAGGCCUGAAGGCCGAGGACCUUUAUUGGACCCUGAAUGGCCGGAAGCUCCCAGCUGAGACCUACAAGGUCCUGGGGGCCACCACCCUGAGCGUCACCCUCUCCCAGCUGAACGGAUCGCGGCAGCAGUCAGGGGAUAACCUGGUGUGCCACAGCAAGGAAGGCGGAAGCAUCUUGGCCGGGUCGUGUCUCUAUGUAGGACUGCCCCCCGAAAAGCCAACCAACAUCUCUUGCUGGUCCAAGAAUCUGAAAGACCUCACCUGUAGAUGGGCACCUGGAACAGAGGGCGAGACGUACCUGCAUACAAAUUACACCCUGAAAUACAAACUCAGGUGGUAUGGUCGUGACAACAUCUGCCAAGAGUAUCACACUGCUGGCCCAUAUUCCUGCCACAUUCCCAAGGAUUUGGCCCUUUUCACACCUUACGAAAUUUGGGUGGAAGCAUCCAAUCGACUUGGGAUGGCCGUCUCGGAUGUGGUGAUGCUGGACAUUGUGGACGUCGUCACAACCGAUCCGCCCUCGGAUGUCCACGUGAGCCGUGUGGGAGACCUUGAGGACCAACUCAGUGUUCGGUGGAGCGCGCCGCCUGCCCUGAAGGAUUUUCUCUUCCAAGCCAAAUAUCAGAUCCAGUACCGAGUUGAGGACAGUUCAGAGUGGAAGGUUGUCGACAAUGUGAGCAACCAGACUUCGUGCCGGCUGGCGGGCCUAAGACCCGGGACGGUGUAUUUUGUCCAAGUCCGCUGCAAUCCGGUUGGUAUCUACGGUUCAAAGAAAGCCGGCAUUUGGAGCGACUGGAGCAAUCCCACGGCAGCCUCCACGCCUCGGAAUGGGCGGACGCCGGGGGUUUGCGAACCCAAGAACGGAGAGCAUAACAACACGCUACGCCGAGAGCUCAAGCAAUUCUUUGGGUGGAUGCGCAAACACGGAACCUGUGCCAAUUUGAGCAUCAAAAUGUACGAUCAGUGGCGGGUGGCAUUGCAGAAGUCCCACAAGACCCGGAACCAGGUCCUAUCCAGCGAUAAAUUGUAGCUUUGUUGGAUAGUGGAACAAGGAGUUUCUCUUAAAAGCCAACCCGCUUGCUGGAUCUGGGCCUGCCAAGGAUACAAGCAAGGGAGCACAAGGACAGCCAUAAUCCAGGUGGCUUGUGUGGCACUGCCAAGGCUGUAUCACCACCACAAAUGCCCUUUCUGCACACCAGCAAGAAGCUGGCUGGAAGGCCCUCCGCGCCUCUUCCCCCAGACAGAGUAACUCUAAACCAGCUUCUCACCGUAUGGUGCUCUUCAGCCGAGUUGGACUUCAAGUUCUCUAAUUAUUCUAGGAGGAGUUGUUCACCCUCGUUGGAGAGCAUUUUGUGGGGAGAAGAGCUUUUCGUGCCAUUUUUUUUUUAUAGUGCCAAGAUAAAAGCUGGAGAUCAUCCAGGUUUUCCCAU